Messenger RNA from Pestalotiopsis fici W106-1, 1389 nucleotides. RefSeq names its product Alpha-1,3/1,6-mannosyltransferase alg-2. Gene Ontology annotation, molecular function: GDP-Man:Man(1)GlcNAc(2)-PP-Dol alpha-1,3-mannosyltransferase activity; alpha-1,3-mannosyltransferase activity. Bases 1 to 1389 code for a protein of 462 amino acids. Lineage: Eukaryota; Fungi; Ascomycota; Sordariomycetes; Amphisphaeriales; Sporocadaceae. The record is from RefSeq and is a predicted model, not a curated record. The transcript has 2 exons.
AUGGCCGACAAGAAAGCAUCCUCCGGCAAGACCAUUGUCUUCCUGCACCCCGACCUGGGCAUUGGCGGCGCCGAACGCCUAGUCGUUGACGCUGCCGUGGGCCUGCAGAAUCGCGGCCACAAGGUCGUAGUCUUCACGAGCCACUGCGAUCCGAGUCACUGCUUUGAUGAAGCUCGCGAUGGAACCCUCGAUGUUCGAGUCCGCGGCAAUACCAUCAUUCCAUCCUCCAUCCUGUCUCGCUUCAGCAUCCUUUGCGCCAUACUGCGACAACUGCACCUUAUGGUCCAGAUUCACUUCAACUCGGAGCUAAAGGACCUCUCCCCCGAUGCCUUCUUCAUCGAUCAGCUCAGCGCCGGCCUCCCGCUGCUCCAGUACCUCUACCCCCGCGGUCGCAUCUUCUUCUACUGCCACUUUCCCGAUCUCCUCCUCGCCCAGGGCCGCCAGAAAUGGUGGAAGCGCAUCUACCGCAUCCCCUUUGACUGGCUCGAGCAGUGGAGCAUGAGCUUUGCCGACGCCAUUGCCGUCAACUCAAACUUUACAAAGGGCGUCGUCAGUCGCACCUGGCCCGGCCUGGCCAAGAAGCGCGACCUCAAGACCGUCUACCCGUGCGUCGACACCAAGACCAACAAGAGCCCCGAGGUCGAACAGGGCAAGCCGCUGUGGAACGGCAAAAAGUUCUUGCUCAGCAUCAACCGCUUUGAGCGCAAAAAGGACGUGGCCUUGGCCAUCAAGGCCUAUGCCGGACUGACCCCACAGGCCCGACAGGGCGUCCGCCUCGUCGUUGCUGGUGGGUACGACAGCAGGGUGGCCGAGAACGUGGGCUACCACAAUGAGUUGGUUGAGCUCGCCAACUCUCUCGGCCUGAGCAACGUGACUGCCAAGACCAUCGUAGGUGCCCUGGAGGUGCCCGAUGAUGUCCAGGUCCUGUUCCUCCUGUCGGUGCCAAAUCUGCUCAAGGAGAUGCUUCUGAACUCUACACAGCUUCUAGUAUACACACCCGCCAAUGAACACUUUGGCAUCGUCCCCCUGGAAGCGAUGCUGGCAGGUGUCCCCGUCUUGGCCGCGGAUACCGGAGGUCCCACCGAGACGGUGCUCGAGGGCGAGACGGGCUGGCUCAGAUCACCUAGCAAGGUGGAGGCGUGGACCGAGGUCAUGGACCGAGUUCUUCACCAACUGUCCAAUGGCGAGCUCGACAAGAUGCGUCAGACGGGCAUCUCCCGCGUCCGAGAUAAUUUUGGAGACGUGCAGAUGGCGGAGCGCAUUGAUGGCAUCUGCGAUGAGAUUUUGCAGCAACAGACCAAGCCGGGCUCGUACGCUCCGGUCCUCUUUGUAAUAGCCCUUCUCGGUGGUCUCGUAGGCGCCGCUGUAGCCGUGGCUGUAAAUUUGUAA